AUGAGACUGACACAAGAUCCCAUUCAGGUUUUGCUGAUCUUUGCAAAAGAAGACAACCAAAGUGAUGGUUUCUGGUGGGCUUGUGACAGAGCUGGAUACAGAUGCAACAUUGCCAGGACUCCAGAGUCAGCACUUGAAUGUUUUCUUGAUAAGCACCAGGAAAUAAUUGUCAUAGAUCACAGGAACUCCAGAUAUUUUGAUGCAGAAGCUGUCUGCAGGUCUAUUCGUGCCACAAAACCAUCAGAGCACACUGUGAUACUUGCUGUGGUUCCACGCAUGUCUGCUGACCAUGAGGAGACUUCUGUUCUUCCCCUUCUUAAUGCAGGCUUUAAUAGGCAAUUCAUGGAGAAUAGCAGCAUAACUGCUUGUUACAAUGAGCUGGUUCAAAUAGAACAUGGGGAAGUGCGAUCUCAGUUCAAAUUACGGGCUUGUAAUGCAGUGUUUAUGGCAUUAGACCGUUGUCAGGAAGCUAUAGAAAUAACCAGUGAAGAUCAUGUGAUUCAGUAUGUUAAUCCAGCCUUUGAACGGAUGAUGGGUUAUCCCAAGGGAGAGCUUAUUGGCAAGGAACUUACUGAACUACCAAAAAGUGAUAAAAAUGGUGCAGAUCUUUUAGACACUAUCAACACAUUUAUUAAAAAAGGAAAGGAAUGGCAAGGAGUUUACUAUGCAAGAAGAAAAUCAGGAGACAGUAUCCAGCAGCAUGUGAAGAUAACACCUGUGAUCGGUCAAGGAGGGAAAGUAAGACACUUUGUGUCUCUCAAAAGGCUGCAUUGUACCCAUGAAAACAACAAACAGAGUCACCAUGAUGAGAAGUACACAGGAGACAAUUCUCAGCCAGAAUCCCAUUCCUUCAAGUACAAGAACAGAAGGAAAGACUCAACUGAUGUUAAGUCAAUAACAUCUCAAAGUAGUGAUGCUCCAAGUUUACAGACCCGAAGGUACUCUUCCAUGGCAAGGAUCCACUCAAUGACAAUAGAAGCCCCUAUCACAAAGGUUAUUAAUAUAAUUAACACUGCCCAGGAAAACAGCCCCAUCACAGUAGCAGAGGCCUUGGACAGAGUUCUGGAAAUCCUGCGAACAACAGAACUUUACUCCCCUCAGCUAGGUACCAAAGACGAAGAUCCUCACACAAGUGAUCUUGUUGGAGGUCUGAUGACUGACGGUUUGAGAGGACUGUCAGGAAAUGAGUAUGUGUUUUCUAAGAAUAUGAACCUGAGCCACAGCCACCUUUCAGUGCCAAACACCAUAAACGAUGUGCCGCCGUGUAUCACACAGCUCCUGGAUAACGAGGAAAGCUGGGACUUCAACAUUUUUGAGCUGGAGGCUGUUACAAAUAAAAGGCCGUUAGUGUAUUUGGGCUUAAAAGUCUUUGCCCGGUUUGGGGUGUCUGAGUUUUUAAGCUGUUCGGAAGCAACGCUGCGAGCGUGGCUGCAGGUGAUUGAAGCCAACUACCACUCCUCCAACUCAUACCACAACUCCACACACGCGGCAGAUGUCCUGCAUGCUACUGCCUUCUUUCUUGGGAAGGAGAGAGUUAAGGGAAGCCUUGACCAUUUAGAUGAGGUGGCUGCAUUAAUAGCUGCCACCAUUCAUGACGUAGACCACCCUGGACGGACCAACUCCUUCCUGUGCAAUGCAGGCAGCGAAUUAGCUGUCCUUUACAAUGACACAGCUGUAUUAGAGAGUCACCAUGCUGCCCUGGCAUUUCAGCUUACAACUAAAGACAGCAAAUGCAACAUUUUCAAGAAUAUUGACAGAAAUCACUACCGGACACUGCGCCAGGCCAUUAUUGAUAUGGUUUUGGCAACGGAGAUGACGAAGCACUUUGAGCAUGUGAACAAAUUUGUAAACAGCAUCAACAAGCCAAUGGCAUCUGAGGAGACUAGCUCACACAGCGAAGGCAGCGACUGUGAAUGUACAGCAAAUAUCAAGAAUUUUCCAGAUGACCAGACACUGAUCAAGCGCAUGAUGAUCAAAUGUGCAGAUGUAGCAAAUCCAUGCCGCCCCCUCGAGCUUUGUAUCGAAUGGGCAGGGAGGAUUUCAGAGGAGUAUUUUGCACAGACUGAUGAAGAGAAGAGACAGGGUCUGCCUGUUGUAAUGCCAGUAUUUGAUAGAAACACCUGCAGCAUCCCCAAGUCUCAAAUUUCCUUCAUUGAUUAUUUUAUAACAGAUAUGUUUGAUGCAUGGGAUGCAUUUGCACAUCUGCCUGUUUUGAUGCAACACUUGGCUAAUAACUACAAACACUGGAAAAUACUGGAUGAGUUAAAGUGCAAGAGUCUCAGGCUCCCAUCAGAAAACAACAACUGACACUAAGGCAAGAAAAACAGACCUCUUGAUCUACCAGUUUCACUGUGAAUC
Molecule: messenger RNA, 2358 nt
Organism: Apus apus (common swift)
Lineage: Eukaryota; Metazoa; Chordata; Aves; Apodiformes; Apodidae
Gene: PDE8B
Product: phosphodiesterase 8B
Exons: 21
Coding region: 1-2307 (768 amino acids)
Biological process (GO): signal transduction
Molecular function (GO): 3',5'-cyclic-AMP phosphodiesterase activity
Source: RefSeq, a predicted model, not a curated record